This is a messenger RNA of Leguminivora glycinivorella, 482 nucleotides long. RefSeq lists its product as uncharacterized. The record is from RefSeq and is a predicted model, not a curated record. Bases 120 to 446 code for a protein of 108 amino acids. The transcript has 3 exons. Lineage: Eukaryota; Metazoa; Arthropoda; Insecta; Lepidoptera; Tortricidae.
CCGGAGUCCGAGCGGACUUUAAGUCAUUCCUGCGAACCCAAGCGGACCUGAGGGAGGCCGUGAGCCAAGCUGACCCCGUGAAGCCGGCGACUCGCGAGCUCCCGCCGCCGCGGAAGGCUAUGGUAACCACGUGCCCUCCGUCCCAUACCAACAAUAAGCAGCUGCAACAGGACUUCUGGACCUCUUGGUCAAGGGACUACAUAGGACUAUUACAGGAACGCACAAAAUGGCGAAGUUCCAAGGGUCCAGCUCUUCGCGCGGGAACUGUGGUGCUGGUGCGCGAGCGGAGCCUGCCGCCCUGCCUGUGGAGGAUGGGCCGCAUCGUCGGCUGCUGCCCCGGCCGAGACGGCGUCGCACGUGUCGCCGAGAUCCAGACAGCAAGAGGAAUAAUUAAGCGAUCCUUUAAUAAUAUUUGCCCGCUUCCAAUCGACGCGACCGACGUAUAGUUAUAAGUACCUAACAUAACUAUUCCUAAAUACCUA